AUGUUGAAGAACGAAUCGCUGAGGGUUGGCCGUCGCCCCCGUUAUCCACUUUUGAUAGUCCAAUUGAAUGUAGCGACACAGAAAACAUUACGCUCUCUCUGGCAUCUCGUGCCUAGGUUUAUACGUGUCCAGUGCUACCGCGUCCUCCUGAAACUAGGCAGCCAUUGCUACCCACGAUCUUUCACUGGCCUCGUGUACCGGCUGCCGUUCGGACUGUAUGCCAAAGAAUGCAACCGCUCUCCUCGAAACGAAGCUGAGACACUACAAUUAGUAGAACAGUACACUUCGAUUCCAGCACCGCUCUGGGUGGAUGAUUACCAGGGGACGCACCCCGUCUUCAUCAUGACAGCUAUGCCCGGACAGCCACUAGAAGCGGUCUUUCACCGACUCUCAUACUCGGAGCGCGAGCAGCUGUCGAAAGACUUGAAGAGUUUCUUGUUGCAGCUGCGGUGCAUUCCGAACCAGACCUCGUACUGCUUCGGCAACAGUCAUGGUGGCCCGCUGAACGAUCAUCGGUUUCCCUCCGGCACAUGCGAACGAUUCCCGGAAAUUCAAGACAUCAUUCGUGAUGCAUUCGGAGAGGGUAAUUAUGAGGAGGAACUAAAAGCUGAGAGGCUACUAUGUACGGACGUGUAA
Messenger RNA from Aspergillus oryzae RIB40, 636 nucleotides. RefSeq lists its product as uncharacterized. Bases 1 to 636 code for a protein of 211 amino acids. NCBI's taxonomy places the organism in Eukaryota, Fungi, Ascomycota, Eurotiomycetes, Eurotiales, Aspergillaceae. The record is from RefSeq and is a predicted model, not a curated record. The transcript is spliced from 4 exons.